CAUCCCCUUUUCAGGGCACCUGCCUUGCUUGUGUUUUCCUUGAGGCAGGUCUGGCUGGCUGAAGUGUGUGUGCAGUGCUCAAAUCUGCUGUUAGGCAUGUAGCAGGUCCCACCUGAGACAUACAAACAACUAGGAGUGUCUGGGACUAUUGUGCUAUUUGGAACUGGUGCGGAAGGGCUCUGUUUUCUCUCUGCCUUCCUAGCAGCUCUUUGUCCCACCGCAGGUACGCGCUUAUGCUCUGUGCUAGUCCUUAUUUCUAUGCUGUACCUUGGCUUUCAGGUUGGUCUCUUUUUUUAUCUGCAUUUUAUGAUGUGGCUCUCUUCUUACUAUGGAUGAUGUAGAGAUUUGACUGAGGCUGUAGGCAACCUUAGCUAUUUGUGUGGGGGUGCUGCUCUGGAGGACCUUGAGGCAAUUACAUUUGUAGGAGUUGGAGUACACUGUUGAAGGUGAGGCCCCUGCAGCCUGGCUUAUGUGUAGUGGUGCUCCUGCCUGUUGUCAUAAUUAAAUGCAGGAGAAGCAGAAGGUCAGUGAAGCAGGAAGGGGUUGGAGGUAAUGUUCUGGGAUAAUCACUUUAAGGACUUCACAAACGCAUGCAUCAAGGGCUUUUCAGUUUCAGGUACAGCAGAACACGAAAGUGAUUCCAGUGCAUAGGCUUGGGUUCCAGGCUGCUUUGGCCUGGGCCCAGGGAAGUCUCUCAGGUGCUCUGGAGGACAUAGUCAAGCCUGGAACAUAAGCUCAGGUGCCCUAGAACACUCCCAUGGGACUCAGUGCCCUCUAAUGUGCCCCAGAGGUCUUGCAGUGCCCCCACAAUCAGCUCUAGAGAUACCUAAACAUAUCCCUGAGCUAUUGAGCAAGCAUUAGGGACACAUCCCAGAGCACGCUACAGCCCUUUCACAGCUCCUCGGUGUGCUCUAGAGUUCUUUACUGGUUACCCAGUGUGUCCCACUGGACUCCAAGGACUUCCCAGUGCAUUUGAUAACAUCCCAAUGUACCCUCAGAGCCCCCAGGGUCAUGCUAAAGGUUUUGCAGCGUACACCAGAGACCUCCCUGAGCCAUCCAGUGUACUCCAGGGAACACUGAUGGACUCACAGAGCCUGUCUGUGUCCGCUAGUGUGCUUCCCACUGUGUCUUAGAGGCUUCCAAGGAUGCCAGGGUGGAAUAUGGGGCUCCCUACAAUAUUCUCUGAGCUCCAGAGUGUGCUUUAGAGUGCCCUAUAUGUUUUCCAGUGUACCCUACUGUAGUCCAAGCACACCCCAGUAUACUGUGGGCCACAUUAGGCGGCUGCCUGGGCCACUGUAGGGCAUCCUAGGGUGCACUGAGAACCUCUGGUGCCAUCACAUAAAGUGGGUGUAUAUGUGGAUGUGUAUUCUGGCCUUACCUCUUUGGGCACCCAGCAGCUGAUCAGGGCACUGAGCGAAAUGUGGCUUUCCGUUGCUGCGCAGUGUACGGGUAUGUAGAGGCACGCGACGAAUUGGCGUUCUUUUCCCCCGUGUCAGUUGCACGGCGUACGCUUUCCUGCCCGUUUCUCGUCUUUUCUGCGUGUAGAGACGCCUGCAGUACCGAAUUAGCUACAGCUGGCGGCAGCACCGAGGGCCGCAACGCUAGAGCGCAUGCGCGGAUCUGGGGCCGACACCUGUGGAUCCGUGUCGGCGAUGAGCCAAUCGGGUGCCGCGGGGCGCGCAGGUGCAGCUGGAGGCGGAAUGGACGGCUGUUGUUGCUGGCUGGGGCGCCUUAAUACCGAAGGAGGCGGCGGGCAGUGGAGGAGAGAAUAGCGCUGGAGGCUGUCGGUGCGAGAAGAGGUUCCUCGCUUUAGCCUAGAGCAGUUAAAGCAAAAAGAUGUAAUUUUUAAAUGUUCGGGCGCGCGUGUUACUGUCUGGAGACCAUAGGCAGUGGCGGAUUCGCAGCGCUUGGCGGUUGGAGAAACGAGGCGCUACUUCCGCGGAAGUAUUUCCGUUCGUGCUGCUUUCGUGCCUUUUCCGAGCUGUUCCUGCUGCUGCUGUGAAGGAGGUCAGAGGAAGCCUAAGCGUUGCUGCCGUUCCUGUACCGCGCUUUUGUAGUAGGGGGCACGAGAGCGACGAGAGUCUGCAUUACUUCUUUUAAUCACCAGGCGGUAGUAGUGAGUCCAUUUGCUCCAUGCAGUGCCUGUAGUACUGUUCUCUUAUUUGGUUGCGUCUUUUUCUCCAGCAGGGGGCAGCAGCGUUCAGUGAGCUAUCGGCCCCCCUGAAAGAGUUCGGUCCCGUUCAGUGAGAGCUCUCACGGCUAGAUUCAUGAAUAGUGCUGUUUAUUGAAGGAACAGAUUGCAGAUUCUUUUGGACUUCCAGUGGUGAAUACGCUGUCUGCAGAGCACAUGCAGGUUCCAAAACUGAAUAAUACAGCUGACUGCAAGCACCUUAAAUUAAGGAAUAACUAUAGUCAUUUCUGAGUGUCCUAGGGAAGCACUGGGUAUAAUCAAGUGUGUAAAUCUGGCCCAGUAGGCAUUCCAGCGGGGGGGACAGAGAGGAUCAGCCCAUUGACUGAUCCCAGAAGUCAGCAAUGUCCUGACUUGUCUGCAGUGGUAUCUUCCCUAAAAUUCCUACACUCUGAAGUCAUUUUUAUAGUAUUUCCUUGCUUUCAGGUGGAGCUUGAGUGACUCUAGUCAUACAUCUGUUGCGAUUGGUGUAAAAUUGCCUCACUUUACUUGUAAAGGUAUAGGCUAAAAUAUUCAGAGCAUUUGUUUAGCUGAAUUGGGGGCUCCAGACCUGGAGGCAGAACUGCAGAUGGGGCCUCCUCACAAGGCCCAUGUAGAGAGGGACAAUCACCUUCCUUGCCCUACUGGCCACCACUCUUCUGAUACAGCCCAGGAUAAUGUUGGCCUUCCAGGCUGCAAGUGCACUCUGCUGGCUCAUGUUAAGUUUUUCAUCCACCAGGACCCUUAAGUCCCUGCAGGGCUACUCUCAAGGAGCUUUUCUCACAGACUGUAUACAUAUCUGGACUUGCUCUGACCCAAGUGCAACACCACAUACUUGAAUUCAUUGAACCUCAUGUUUACGUGGGCCCACUUUUCAAGUUUGUCUAGAUUGCUUUGGAUGGCAUCUCUUCCUUUUGCUGCAUCAACUGCACCCCUCAGCUUGGUGUCACUUGCAAACUUGCGAGGAUGCAUUCAAUCCCAUCAUCUGUGUAGGUGAUCAAGAUGUUAAAGAGUGCUAGUCCCAGGACAGACCCCUGGGGAAUACCGCUCACUGCUGGCCUCUACCUGGAUGUAGAGCCAUUUACCACAAUCCUAUGGCUGCAACAUUCCAGCCAAUUCCUUAUCCACCAAAUAGUCCACCCUUUGAAUCAUAUCUCUGCAAUUUAGAGAUAAGGAUGUGGUGUGGGACCCUAUAUCAAAGGCUUUUGCAGAAGCCCAGGUGAAUGACAUCAGCUGCCCUCCCUUUGUCCACCAGUGCUGUCACUCCAUCAUAGAAGGCGACCGGAUGGGUCAGGCAUGAUCUGCCUUUGGUGAAGCCAUGCUGCUUGUCUUAUGUCACCCCCUUAUCCCUCAUGUGCCUUAACAUCUCGCCCAGGAGGGUCUGUUCCAUGCUCUUCCCAGGCACAGAGGUGAUGCUCACCAGCCUGUAGUUCCCCAGCUCUUCCUUUCUCCCUUUCUUAAAAAUGAGAGUGAUGUUUCCCUUCUUCCAGUCGCCAGUGACUUUAACUGCCAUGACUUGCAAGUGAUGGAGCAAAAUGGUGCAGGGCAGGAAUGCUUGGGAAUGCACUGGAGUCUCUUGGUUAUGCACUGAGAGGAGGGGAUUGGAGACAAUGUCAUCACUGUCUCUUAAUUAGAAAUAAUUACAUUAAUGAAUAUAUGGGGAGGGAGUAAGGAGAGCCCAACUGCUACAUAGGAGUUAUCAGUAAUGAGGUAUUAAUGUGUCAUGUCUUCCCUUAUAAAUCAAAACACUGAUUGAAAAAUUAAAUGGCUCCUAAUAAUGUCACUUGAAUAAACUGUACCCUUCUUUUUCUCUGCUUGGAUCAAAAGUGGUCUGUGAGAUUUCUGACCCAGCUUUGCAGCUGUCAUAAAUACUCUCAUCCACUAUAUAAAAUUACUGUAUCUUAUAACUUGUGUCCUUCAUAUUAAAAUUCCUUCAGCUGGACUUUCUUCUUCUUUUGAUAGCUUGUCACUAAAGAUAUGAGUCUGGAAUUGGCAUGUAGAUGAGACAGAAGGAUAUAGUAUGGUAGAAGUUAGUCUAUGUUCACUCUUUAUCAAGCAACAAUAAAUUCAGAAUGUUUCUUAUUUAACAGCCCAGCUGCAAGGAAAAGCUCUAAAUUAGACUUUGCGUUAUCUCUGACUUGAAAAGCAGCCAUGACACAAAUUUACGAGAAGCCAAGUUUUAUUAAUUCCAGGGCUCAAUGUUUCUGAAAAGAAAUUACUAACAGAAAAUGAGCAGAAUAUAUUCUUGCUUUACUUUGACAAAAGUGUUGUACAUUCCCUUAUUUUGUGUAUAGUUUUUCCCCCCCAGCAAUGCUAAAUAUUUUUAAAAGGUAUGACUGAGGGCUUGUUCAUUCAGUAGUAUUAUUUGUGUGGUAAUUAUGGAACAACAAACAAGUGCUCUGGAGAAGUGAACUACUCACAUUUUCAACAGGUAAGUCCUUGUGAAGUCUGGACCUGGUGCCAAAAUUAAGAAUGAAAAAAGGAGUAUUAAUUUGUCUGUUUGUUCUUCCCAUCUGCUGUUAUUGGUAAAACCCUUGGAUCUCACCUAGGAGGCAAACUAACCCAAGAUGCACUAUGUCACAAGUCCUAUGUAGACAUCCCAAGCUAAUCUUGAGCAGCCUCUUCUAAUUCACCCUUUGGUUCUCUGUGCAAGAUACCAACUGAUUAGGUACACUUUUGACAGAUGACUGAGCAUGGAGAGGAGACAGAAUUGAGCCUUUGGAGAUCUUUCUCAACCUUAUAUGUGUAUGAUCCUGUGAUUACUGAGAACAGCUCCUGAACUAUAAUGAGAACAUGUUGGAUAUUCUCAUCCUUGAACAGCUGAAAUGCUUCAGAAAUGCGUGCUAGAAGCAAAGCUGUGCCAGGUAGAAUGGAGGUAUUUCAGUGCUAAUGUUCCUGACAAGAGCGUGUUUGAGUGUGUUGGCUUCAUAAGGCUUUCAUGUCUCCUGUAUUACUUACCCAGCAAACUAUAGUCAGUGUUGGUGGGGUUUCCCACCAUAAAUACCAGUGCUCAAGAGGAAGCUGAAAAAGUUGAUCGCCUGGUUCAGUGAGAAGUGAGUUAGCAUUGUGGGAAUUCCUCACACCCUUCCUCACAUCUGCUUCUACUUGAAGAACAUCUGAAUGCAGCCAGGCUAUGCAAUAACAACCCAGAAGCUGGGAACUGUUCGGUCUGUUCCAAAUGUGGAACAAUUUAAAGAAGUCUUGGCUGUCUGCAAGAGAGACUGAAGGAACAAGGAGGGAAAUGUUCAAUAUAAGACUAAAAUGAAUUUUUUAGCAUUUUGGAAUUUAUUCUCCCAGUUUUGGCUCCCAGGAAAGCUUUCUCCAGAGGGUAGAUAUACCACAAGGAGUUCAUCCUAUAAUUUGAGCAAUUGUGGAAAAACAUUUCCAUAAUCUAAUUACAGAAGUUUUAUGUUCUCUCCUCAUGCAGCAUAACCUCAACUUGUAAGAGCUAGGUUUAGGCCUUUCCCCCAAGAACAAGUCACAGAAACAAUGUCGAACUGGGAGCACUUCAGUAGCAGUCUUGCCUCGUUAUUUUUCCUUGCAUUUAUGACUUGUAUUUAGCUUAAAAUGUACUAUUUCUUUACCUUAUCUGGUAAGGGACUGAAUGUGAACUUGUUUAUCUGAUUUAUGACCCAGAUUGGACAAAAAUAAAUUGCCUGUCUCAACAGGCUUCGCUUUUCCCUUUUAAAAUAUAUAUAUAUUGUUUGCCUCUGCGUAUAUGAAAAUUACAGGAAAUUUAAUUAAACUCUUCUGCUACAAGGCUUCUCUACCCAGUACUGGCAAAGGUAGUGAGGUGGCCUGGAUUGCAGCAGACAUAAGUAACUAGUACAUAACAGCUUCUCUCUGUGGUCAGUAACACGGCAGCUAGUUGUACGUACAGACAUUUAUGAAAUAAUUAGUCUAGGUUUGAAGGCAGCCAUUCUGGGAUUAACAGAAUAGCUUGCUGGCAAGGAAUCAGACAGUCUGAGGGAUCCUCCCAUUUGGCACUCUACUUUCAGUAACUGGUGAGAAAGGAGCUGAAUGCAGAGGAAGUGAUAAGUUCUGAAUGUCACUGUAUCCUACUAUUUUGUUUCUUUAAGCCUGAACAGUGGAAAAAAUACUCAAAUGUCCAAAUGGAUCUGAUUUACAGGUGAAGCAGAGGGGGAUAUUUCUGUGGCUUUGCAUUUGCUAUGAAAAGGUAUCUGGGAGGUAGAAUUUGCCUCCAAAACCAAAAAGAACAAGGACUUAUCACUGUUUAUGUCUCAGCUAUUGCACUUGUUUUUAUUCUGUGAGGUGCACCUUAUUCCCCUGUCAAUUACGUAUGACUUGUAUAUGCUUUUAAAAGAACCCACCAGAUUUGAACUUUAAAGCUGAAUUUGCUGAAGUUAAUGCUCCACUAGCAGUGGUCCUUCACAGAUGCAAACUCACGAAUGUAAGUGUGUGUGUGUGGUCUUCUCUAGGACUACAAUGGACAGCAUUCAAACUACAAAUGAUUUGUGGAAAUCUCCACAUUAGACUUCUCAAGGAGGCCUGAUCGUAAGAGCAAAAAUACUCAACAAGCAAAGCACAAGAUGUUUAAAAAAAAAAAACUGCAUAAAGUUAAGAUAGACCCUGCAUAACACCUGAGAGUGUGGCAGUGUUGAAAUACUCCAUCACCCCUCCAGUAAGAUGGAAAGACAGUAUUAGAAAAUUGUUUCAGAGGCUGAUGACACAGGAUCAAUAUUUAGUCACAAUGAAGUGUUUACAAAAGCUUCCAGUGGAUAGGAUUAUCAUCUGCUAAUUAACUUCCAGACUAUUUAAUGAAGCAAUGGCAUGGAUGUAGAUCUGGUGGGAGCAAGGAUGUGCAGAGAGGUGCAUUCAAGCCCUUAGGGUAGGAUUAUGGCUUGAAAUAUGACCUCCCACUGUAUCCGUUAUGGCACCCCAGUGGUUAAUAGGAGCUCUCUUUGUCCAGGGGUUGCUGUGGAGACUGUUCCUGUACCUCAGGAAGCAGGGACAAGAGAAGUUUCCUGUUUUGAAGAAGGUUUAAUAACUAUUUUCCUCCAAUCAAGGCAGCAGAUGCCUGGGCAGGAAAUAGAGAACACAGCUGCCAGCCCUGCUCCAGAAAUCACAAAGCCACCACUAGCACCGAAACCAAAAAUUAUUGGUCAUCUUUCUCCAGUUGCCAUCUCCAAAUUUUCUCCUUCACUGCAGAGGUCUGAUAUUCUUCAUAACCCAAAUUCUAUGUCUAGGGGCCCCAAGCCACCUAUUGCUCCCAAGCCAAAACUCUCUUCUGACACAGAGAGCAGAUCCAGUGUUAAUACCAACAAUAAUUUAAAUAAAUGCUCAAAUGGUAAACUUAUCUGUCUUGUUGGAGAGCUGUAUGAUGGAAAUCAAUGCAGUGCUGAGUGCCCAGAAUCUGAGGCAGAUAAUGAAUACAUUGUACUUCCUGAAACUCAGCUGACUGGCAAGGACUGCAAUGACUUGGAACGUGAGCAUGAUCAGAGCCUAGAUUCCUUUGCAGAGAAUGAAGUCUUGGAAAUUCCAGAAGAGGCAGAGAAGGAAGAGGACCUCACUGAUAAUUAUAAGGGCACUGGUAGUCAAGAAAUCAAGCACCAUAACUCUUCAGAUAUUGUUGAACCAAUAAAACCAGACUGUGUAUCAUCAACCAGAGACUGUGGCCAGUCUGAAGCAUUUUGUGAAGAGUCUUCCAGUGCCCCUGAUGGGAAUAAUGAUGUUUCUAAGAAUGUAGAUGAAGAUGAGAAUGUUGCAGGUGAUUGUGGUGAAACCAAAAGCAAGGAGGAAAUGUCUAACUAUCUCAAAUUGGUUAAGGACAAUGAUGAUAGUAAGACUGAUGGUGAUAACGUUUUGAAUAGACAUGAGGGCAAUGUCUGUGAAGAUAUCAUUCUAAUGCCACUACCUGCAGAUGAAUUAAUCCCAAGUUUGGAGGAGUCAGGGGAGGAGGAGGAGGAACUGUCUGAGAUUUUAGGAAAGAGAGAUGGAUGUCCAGCACGUGAUGGUGAUCACAGUGUGUACAGUGUGUAUGCAGAGCUUGAUUUGAACAUGGAAGAGGAAUUAGAAAAUGAUGACUGUACAAGUUCUGACAUGCUGCCUGAUGAAGCCAGUGAGAAAAUGGUUCUGGGCUUAGAACUGCCUGAAGGUGAACCCAAUGCUGAAAAUGAUCUGGGAGAUUCCACUCAUCAGUUGGCAGCUGAAGAGGAGGAAGCAAACACAGACAAGCACAAUAAUACAAACACAGGAAAUGCCAGUGAUGACUGUCAGAUCACUGACCUGAGAGGUGAGGAGACAUCAGAGGUAGCCUGUGAAGCAAGCAAAGACUCUGGGAAAGGAGAGGAAGAAACUGUGAAUGCAGAGAGUAUGGAUGAUGGGUGUCAAAUUGCUCCUUUUGAGAAUGACUAUGGUGAGGAAGCACCCACAAAUCUGCAAACAGAAGAGACCUCUCUGGAUGAAGAUGAUCAGAUCUCCGAUACCCUACCUAGUGGUCCAGGUGUGGAGCCAAAGCUAGAAGAUAUGUUUGCUGAAGAACAUAAUGAAAGCAUUGCAGAAACAUCUAAGUCAGAUGAGUUGCAACUUGAAGACAGUGAGGUAGGAAGAGACAAUCUCAGCAAAAGUGUCUUAAGUCCAACUCAACUAGUCCCACAUAAGGAAGAGAUAGAAGUCUGUAAGCAUGGUAAAAUGAAUGUGAAACAUGGGACCAAAAACAUCUUGCAUGAAAAUCUGGUGCUCCCUGAAGUUGUCAUUGUGCCUGAAGAAUCAGAGGGAAGAGAAACUAGCAGUGAUUCCCUUGAUGAUCCUUAUGUACUUCCUGCAGAAAAUGAAUUCACUUGUAAAGGGCAGACUGAUUCAGCAGCUGAUCACAGUAAAAGGGAUGAAUUAGGCGUGGAUGGUGAAAGCAACUUGCUGCCUAUUGAUCGUAAAACCAUUGUCACUAGAACACGGUCACUUUCUGGGAAAAUGCCAGGCUAUGUACCAGAAACAGUUCCAGAAGAAAGUGGUCCUGAAACUGAUUUACCACCUUCCUGCAACAGUUCUGGGACUGAAGAUUUAAGCAGUAAUUCAUUUUCAGUGGAAGGAAAAACAAUGGAAGACAACAAGGCAUUACUAUCCAAGCCAAGACGCUUUAUUUUAUAUCCUCGGUCUUAUUCUGUUGAAGGGAGAGAGAUACCUGUCUCCAUUUACAAAGAGGGUGAUGGCUGCGUACUCAGUGAUAUUAGAAUGAAAAAGACAGAAGAUAACUUAUCUUUGCCUUGUGUCAAUGGUUCCUCAUGUAUCUUUUCCCAGGGAAAUCUUUCAUCAGGUGCUGUAUCUACUCCAUCUUCAGUUGUUGAUAUACCACCUCCUUUUGAACUUGCCUACAUCACAAAAAAGCCAAUCACUAAAAGUUCCCCUUCACUUUUGAUAGAGAGUGAGUCACCUGAUAAGUAUUCCAAGAAAAAGAAAUCUUCCUUUAAGAGGUUCCUCACUUUAAAAUUCAAGAAGAAAACUGAAAAUAAAAUCCAUGUAGAUGUUAAUGUUUCCUCUUCGAGGUCCUCAUCAGAAUCCAGUUAUCAUGGGCCUUCAAGGCUGAUGGAGCUGGACAGGACUCUAAGUAGCUCACCUCAACUGAAGUCACAUGUGGGGAAGCUCCGUGCAUCAGAGUCUCCUUCAACUGUUUUUUUCUAUAAGGAUGGUAAGAGAAAAGGAACACCCAAGUCCUUCAGCAGGAGUGUGUCACGGGUGGAAUCCUUCGAGGACCGGUCCAGACCUCCUUUCAUGCCACUCCCAUUAACAAAACCUAGAUCGAUUUCUUUUCCCAAUGCUGACACUUCUGACUAUGAGAACAUUCCAGCUAUGAGCUCUGAUUAUGAAAAUAUACAAAUUCCUCCUCGAAGAUCCACCAGAGCAGGAACUUUCACUGAGUUGUUUGAAGAUCCCAGCAGGGCCUUAUCUGCUGCUAAUGAGAAUGAUGGCUAUGUGGAUAUGAGCAGCUUCACUGGCUUUGAGAACAAGCAGCAAAGCAUGGACCAAGAAACGGAAAGUGCCUACACUGAGCCUUAUAAGGUAUGCCCGGUCUCUGUGAUACCUGUGGAGGUUAUCACAUCAGAUGAGGAACAGAAGAGUUCAGAAGAUGAGAAGAGCAGCCAAAGUGAUCCCAGCCUCAUCAACAAGAAAGAAGGCCAACCCAAAGCUUCCCUCAUUGCCCAGGAGCUGAUGUCUUCAGAAAAAGCAUACGUGGAGAUGCUCCAGCUGUUACGUAUGGAUUUAUAUGAAGGUAUCUUGAAAGCACUUGGAGAAGAAGAUGAACAGGAAGUAGUUGAACUCAAGCAGGGCUUAAGCGAGCUCCCUGAAAUGUAUGAAUUACACCAAGAGAUCCUGGGAGAACUGGAAGAAAGAGUCCUUAAGUGGGAGGAACACCAGAAAGUUGCUGAUGUUUUUCUCUCCAGAAAAUCAAGACUGAAUCACCACACAGCAUACAUUACACAGUUUGACAAGAAUUUGGCUUUGCUAGAUGAAACCUGCCUUAAGUAUUCCCAGCUGGCUACUGUCAUUCAGGAGUUUGAGAAGAGCUCUGGUGGAAGCUCACAGAAUGUGAAACACCAGCUUUUGAAAGUGGUGCAGCGUGUCUUCCAGUAUCGUGUGAUGCUCACAGAUUACUUGAAUAAUCUUUGCCCUGAUUCUGCGGAGUAUGAAGACACACAAGCUGCCUUAUUCAUUGUUUCUGAAAUCACGGAUCGAGCCAACGAGAGCAUGCUUCAAGGGGAAAAUUUGCAGAAGCUGGUACACAUUGAGCAUAGUGUGAGAGGGCAAAGCGGCCUCCUCCAGCCAGGAAGGAUCUUUGUGAAGGAGGGAACGCUGAUGAAAGUAUCUGGGAAAAACAGGCACCCUCGGCAUUUGUUCUUGAUGAAUGAUGUUCUUCUGUACACGUAUCCACAGAAGGAUGGCAAAUACCAACUGAAAAACACAUUGGUUGUAUCAGGCAUGAAGGUGAGCCGCCCAGUGACAGAAAAUGCCCCAAAUGUCCUGAAGAUUGAAUGUGAUGAAUACUGCCUGACACUGUCAGCAAGCUCUUGCUUGGAAAGGGAUGACUGGUACAGCUGCAUCAGCAGACACAUCCCAGAUGACUACAAAGCUCACAAUACUUCCACCUUCCACGGCAACGUGGAGUUACGGGAAAGGCUUGGAAUACCCUUGGGUGAGAGGCCUCCUACUUUGGUACCCGUAUCCCACGUUAUGAUGUGCAUGAACUGUGGCUGUGACUUUACCCUCACUUUGAGGCGACAUCAUUGCCAUGCCUGUGGGAAGAUUGUAUGUCGAAACUGUUCAAGAAACAAGUACCCUAUGAAGUACCUCAGAGAUCAAGCAGCCAAAGUCUGUGACAGCUGCUAUGUGGAACUGAAGAAAAGAGAGCGGCCACUAAGUGUGAGCUUCCCUCCAACUUCAUCCAGGUGUUCAAGCAGUGCCUUCUCUUCCGUCUUCCACAAUAUCCAUUACUCAUCUUUCAAGAAACAGAAGAAGAUCCCAUCAGCUCUUACAGAGGUGGCAGCCUCAGGAGAGGGAGCUACCAUCAGUGGUUACCUCACCAGAUGUAAGAGAGGCAAAAGACACUGGAAGAAACGCUGGUUUGUUAUCAAAGGCAAAGUCCUCUACACCUACAUAGCAAAUGAGGACAAAGUUGCCACAGAAAGUUUGCCUUUGUUGGGCUUCACUGUUGCCCCAGAAAAGGAGGAAGGAUGCAUGGAUACAGUUUUCCAUCUCUAUCACAAGCAAACUCUGUUUUAUAGCUUCCGAGCAGAUGAUAGCCAUUCAGCACAGAGGUGGAUUGAAGCCAUGGAAGAAGCAUCCAUAUUAUAGCAGCUAUCACUCAAUGGACUUAGAAUACUAAUUCUCCAAUUUCUAUACAAUCCAAGCAAUCCUUUUAUGUCUUACAAAACUGAACGGUGUAUUUCAGGCAAACUGGCUACAAACACUGGAUAUGAACUGUUUCCAGAUUGCUGUCUGCUUCCUUCCUCCCCUUCCUCUUACUUUUUUUUUUUCCCAAAAGAAAACUUUAAAAUAGGGAAUAUUUAUGGUGACCUUUAUGCCUGUGCAAGUUCAACCUGUGCUAUAAGCUUUUCCUAUGAUCCCAUGGUAAGCUAAAUUUAACAUUAAAGAAAAAAAAGAGCCAUGGAAGUACUGACUACAGUAAGCAACAGGGUCACUUUUACUUACUGUAGAGCACUAUCAUAUUUCACUGGGUUGGUUUUGGUGUCUACCAUGAAAUUUAAAACAAUGUAGUAAGCAACAAAUACUCAUUUAAAGCACUUUAUUAUUUUCAUUCAACUACAGUUUAAUCUUUUCAUAUUUCCAGGGAGUUUGGUGGACUGAUUUAUUAUCCAUUAACAAAUGCCAGCAUGAAAUUAUGCCCUGCAUAUGCUAAAUUGUUUCUACAGAAAAGGAACGUACAAAAAUACUCAAUUUACCCAGUCUACCAGCAUUGCGCUAGCUAUGAUCCAGGAUAAUUACUUACUAUCCAUUUAUAAUUCGACACAAAUCACUGUAUAACUUAGUGUUUACUUUCAUAUCACUGCAGUAUUUUGAAAUGCACUAUAGUUGCUCUGCAAUCCAGACAUUGAAUAGUAUCAUGUCACCCUGAAUACCAUGUCAGAUUCAAACCCAAAGGAUAUUUUUAAUUUAUUAUAAACUUACAGACAACUUUUAUUUAACACUAAUCUACGUAGCAGUGUUAAGAUUUAUAUCAUUUAUUUAAAUAUUCUAUCUUUAUUUUCAGUCCUCCUGAUAUUUCUGCUGUUGUUGUUAUGAAAAAUGUCAUCAAAAGUUUAAUCCAUAUAACAAGUGCAUCAUCUGAAAUAUGCUGGUGGGGUGAAAUGCACUUGUCUGAACCUUCUUUGAUAAGUGUGCUUUGGAACUCCUCUGGUUAAAUCCAUCUUACUACACCUCCAGGGCUGGACUCAGCAGCCAAGUGGCAGUAUGACUUCAGAUGUGUGCUGCAUUUACACUAGCUGAAGAUGUCAAACUCUGGAGUUUUGGUUUCUGUUUCUUUUUCUGUUUGUUUGGUUGGUUGUUGUUAAAAGAAGGUUGAGAAGUGAUGUUAUAAUCAUUGCAAUAAAAUGAUUUUGUGAUCUGUAUUUGUCAUAAAACUUGACUGCGAAUAGAAUGGCAAUUAUGAUUAAAAUAUAUCUUUCUACAAAAAUAAAA
Numida meleagris (helmeted guineafowl) is the source of this 13318-nucleotide messenger RNA. It is a transcript of the gene FGD5, whose product is annotated as FYVE, RhoGEF and PH domain containing 5. Gene Ontology annotation, molecular function: metal ion binding; guanyl-nucleotide exchange factor activity. The transcript has 21 exons. Lineage: Eukaryota; Metazoa; Chordata; Aves; Galliformes; Numididae. The record is from RefSeq and is a predicted model, not a curated record. The coding region runs from base 7037 to 11974 and encodes 1645 amino acids. Gene Ontology annotation, cellular component: cytoplasm.